Trichomonas vaginalis G3 is the source of this 364-nucleotide messenger RNA. RefSeq lists its product as uncharacterized. The annotation marks the transcript as partial. The transcript has a single exon. Lineage: Eukaryota; Parabasalia; Trichomonadida; Trichomonadidae. The record is from RefSeq and is a predicted model, not a curated record.
AUGGAUAGAAAAUCUGCUAGAAUAAAAGCAGAGUUAGAAAGAUAUGGUUGGAAAGUUUCAAAGAAGUUUAAAUAUAGGAAGGGAAGACCCAUAAAAGUCUAUGACAAAUUGUCUGGUCUUCGCUAUGAAAUGGACUUGGAAACAGCACGCGCAAAUUAUCCAAACAGACUAGAGAGGUUAGAAGAAGAACGUCUUAUGGACAUGCCUUUCGAUGUUAGUGAGCCUCAAGUUGAAGGACACGACGGCUUUGCCAGGUUCUACUGGAAACAUGACGAACAAUUGCAUCCUUUGAGGAGGAAAAAAGGAAAAGGUGAAGACGCACAUGCUCCCAUGGAAAGAACAAGAUAUGCAUAUGAGAAGUAUC